AUGGUAGACAUUAAGCAAUUACAUAAUAAGUGUAAACAGAGCCUUCGUUUAUACUUCCACAACCAAAAGAACAGCCUACUCCAAACCGUGUGCAAAGCCGAUUUAAAAUAUUCACCAUUAAAUCUUAGUGAAUUUUCUGCAAUCGAAUUAAUAUCAGGAACGCAACAUAUCCAGUCGCUCAUGCAAGACUGGAAAAUGAAAGCGGUUCAUGGCAGAUAUCCACAUGCUCUAGACGCUCCUGAAGUAGAUAACGCUGCUUCCAACGAAUGGUUAAUUCACUCCGGUAUCUACGCCGAAACUGAAGGUUUUAUGAUCGCUAUACAAGAUCAAGUUAUUGCGACUAGAAACUACUCGAAAUAUAUUAUGCGUGCUACCGUUGAAAACGACCUAUGCAGACGAUGCCAAAAGCAAACAGAAACCAUCCACCACAUCACAGGAGCUUGUGUCACGUUAGCAGCCACCGAAUACUUAACCAGACAUAACCAGGUGGCAAAAAUUGUACACCAGAGUCUAGCGAUACAACAUAAGCUAGUAACGGAAGAGCUGCCGUACUUUAAAUAUACUCCAGACGCUGUAAUUGAAAACAGAACGAGCAAGCUAUAUUGGGACCGAUCAGUUUUGACGGACCGUCCAAUGCCACACAACAGGCCGGACAUAAUAGUGGUCGAAAAAGAAGUGAAUCAAGCGUUCCUCAUAGAUAUAGGCGUACCAAAUACUCACAAUCUUCAAGAUUGUUAUAUGGAGAAAUACAGAAAAUACCAGAGCUUAGCAUACGAGAUAAAGGAUUUGUGGAAAUUAGAAAAAGUAGAGGUGAUUCCAGUUAUAAUUUCGACAACAGGAGUUAUUCCAAAAUCAUUGAACACUAGCCUGGAAAAAUUCAACAUGGUAGAAAAGCGAGGGGCCAUACAAAAAUCUGUGAUAUUAUCUACAUCAUCGAUAGUUCGUAAAUUUCUGAAUAUGAAUUAG
Molecule: messenger RNA, 966 nt
Organism: Rhagoletis zephyria (snowberry fruit fly)
Lineage: Eukaryota; Metazoa; Arthropoda; Insecta; Diptera; Tephritidae
Source: RefSeq, a predicted model, not a curated record